ACUAAUAUUUCGUCGGCUACCGCCCGCUUGAUUGCGUUGCGCGCUAUAUGUAGAAAUGUAAUUGUCAUAGUCGCCUGUUUUCAUCAGUGCAUAACCAGCAUAACCUUCACUAUCGACCCACCUCACAACGAACUGUUUGUCUCCAACUAUUGCCAACAUAUUGCACUCCGAUGAUCUUGCAGUUAUCAAUUUAAGAGGUCGCCUUUUUGGUGCAUGUCUUGCAUGCUGCACGAUAGCGCUAUGAAAUACAUUACGUAGUGAACUACGUUAGAAAAGCGUGAGUCAGUACUGAUAUGUGUUCGGAGGAGGCAUUGUUCACCGUGGCUGUCGUCUGCGAACUGCUGUGAUUAGAAGCGAACUUGUGCAAAAGCAAAACUCAUGGAAGUCGAUUGUGAAAGUCCUGUUCAAGAGAACGGCAGCGAAGACGUUGAGAUGGUUGCAGUAUGGGACCGAAAUAUUGAUCCGCUGGUCUUAGAAGAAAAGUUCCGAGGAAGAAUGAGUGAGUUUGAAGGCCUACCACAUUCUGACGGAGACGACUGGAUCUUCGAAAAUCUGACGCCCUGGAACCGCGUACUCAGCAAAAUAGGGUACGCGCUCGACGAAUAUGAACCUGGAAAAGCUCGUUUGAGACCAAUGAACACUUUUCUUCAUGUGUCAGGAGAUGAAGAAUAUAUAGAGAUGGGAUUCUAUUUGUUCUACCGGCUGCUGAAAUACCAUACCUGCGUGAAAUCCCUGGAAAUCGGAGACCACCUUUCAUUUAUCCAGUACGCGUCACUGAUAAAUGCGGCCCUCUCUGCCUGCUCGAGCUUGGAGUCCUUGAAAGUGGUCGGCGUACCGGAGGAUCCGAAAAAUGGCGGACCACUAGUGAGAGGCAUUGCUUCUGUAACUACACUGGAGCACCUGACACUCAAGGGGCUCGUCUUGUCGUCCAACUCGGAGAAAAUGCUGGUCGAAAUGCUGAAAAGCGCGAGACACCUUAGAUCUCUUAGACUGGAUAAUGUGGAGUUAACUGCUGGAAACGCAGCCUUAUUGAGAAACGCAGCAUCAGGACUGCAGAAUCUGACCGAACUGGCGGUAACAAAAAAAGGGCUCAACGAACAAUUGGCUGUGGCAAUAUCUUCCUUGCUAACUACGACAGGGACAAUCACAAAGCUCGACCUAUCAGACCACUGGGAUGCUGAUGAUGGAAUACUCAAAAUCAUCUGCGGCGCUCUAGCGAGCAACCGAACGUUGAGAGUUGUCACUAUGAACGAGACGAGGAUAAAAAACGUUGUAUACGUGUAUCUGGCGGAUGCUCUAAAACAAAAUACGAGCAUCCAGGAAAUUUACCUAGAUACCGAUAGCUUGGAAGAUGAUGGCAUGAAAGCAGUUGGAGACAUGAUCAAGUCUAACAACACGCUCCAAGUCCUCAAGUGGCAGUUAAGCUUCACGGAUAUCAGCGACGUUGGUGCCCGUGCCUUAGCUGAGGGGAUUGCUGCAAACACCAAGUUACUUCAGCUUAGUCUUCAGUGCGUUUACGUGGGCUUUGAAGGUACCAAGCUUAUCCUCGAUGCUCUAAGUCGAAACACAACCUUGAGAGAGCUAAGUUUCAGGAACUGCUUUGAAUUCGAGAAACAGGAGUGUGAAACUCUAGCAGCUUACAUCAAAGAGCGUGGCUUAUUUGGCAGGAUUCAAAUGAACCAAAGCCCAGAGGAGAUCUACGCACAGGCGUCCAUCAUACCAACUUCGGAGAAGAUUCGGAAAGUUGUCGUGCCCUGGUUGGAGCAUUCGGCGGGUGAAGAAAUUAAGGCAUUGUUCGAAGCCAUGUGCAAGAGUGCUUCGGUUGCAGAACUUGAGGUGGAAAUUGAUGAAUUGCCACAGGUCGCUGUGCCUGCACUGGCAACACUUCUGCGGACGACAAAGUCCCUGAAGAAGGUCGACAUACCCGUAGCAGUGCGAGAGUCCUCGACUUUUGAUGAUGUCAUGGAGGCACUGGCAAUAAAUGAGAGCAUUACGGAGCUCAAGCUGCACUGUGAGAUGCUCAACAGCCACGCGGAGGAGAAGCUGGGAAGCAUGUUGAAAAGAAACCGAAAUAUUCACACGCUCAUCAUAAACGAUGCUUCGACCGAGUUUUCGGUCAGCAGAAGUCCUCCGCACAUGGUCCUUGCGGAUUACUUGGAAAGCAAUUGGACCCUGUUAAGCUUGACGAAUAGUUACGCCUGGGUUCCGCAAGACGGGCUGUUUCGCAUCGAGGAAGUUUUGCGAAGAAAUAGACGUCUGCUACAUAGGGCACGCGCCUUUGCAUUGAGCCCAGCUGUGGAGGAAAAGCUUGCCAGAGAUUUUCAAGUUGUUGCACAUGCAGAUUCACUCGUGGAAAGCAUAGCAAAUGUAACGGGGAAGACGUCAAACGAAGCCAGAGAAAUUGUAGCUGAGGCACUUAACUUUGUGAACCGUAACUUCUCGAAUGUGUGAUUGCCAUACUGGCAUGGUGUUGACAACAGUCAGGGAGGGAGAGUAGUUCAGAGUAUCAUAUGGGUAGAAGUCAUAGCCUUGGCUACAGACAACCAUCUCUUAUAUUCACGCGGCAUAACUUAGGGUAAAAUGUCACAACCUUGUUAAGAUAGCUGCUGCUAGAGUGCACUAUAUUUUUACGAAUGUUAUACUGUUUUUGCUACACUCUGCUGCUAUCAUUGUUGCAACUGCAAUAUUGCUCCUGUGCUUUGUCAAACUAGGAUUCUUCGAUCCAAGUUUUGGGCAAUAAAUAUGUUUGUUGUACGCAGUA
Messenger RNA from Ornithodoros turicata, 2761 nucleotides. Its product is annotated as NLR family CARD domain-containing protein 3-like. The transcript has a single exon. Bases 379 to 2451 code for a protein of 690 amino acids. Lineage: Eukaryota; Metazoa; Arthropoda; Arachnida; Ixodida; Argasidae. The record is from RefSeq and is a predicted model, not a curated record.